AUGCAGGCAGAGGGGUGUUCCAGGGAAGGCAGAUCAGCCAAUGAGAGAGAGGAGGAAGGAAUGCCGUGGGAGGACAGAGGGGGGGAGGGCAGGGAGAUCCGGUUUGACGUCGGGUUGGAGAUCAGGUUUGACCUCAGGUUGGAGAUCAGGUUUGACGUCAAGUUGGAGAUCAGGUUUGACGUCAGGUUGGAGAUCAGGUUUGACGUCGGGUUGGAGAUCAGGUUUGACGUCCGGUUGGAGAUCAGGUUUGACGUCAGGUCGGAGACCAGGUUUGACGUCCGGUUGGAGAUCAAGUUUGAUGUCCGGUUGGAGGUCAAGUUUGACGUCAGGUUGGAGAUCAGGUUUGACGUCGAGUUGGAGAUCAGGUUUGACGUUGGGUUGGAGAUCAGGUUUGACGUCAGGUUGGAGAUCAGGUUUGACGUCGGGUUGGAGAUCAGGUUUGACGUCAAGUUGGAGAUCAGGUUUGACGUUGGGUUGGAGAUCAGGUUUGACGUCAGGUUGGAGAUCAGGUUUGACGUUGGGUUGGAGAUCAGGUUUGACGUCAGGUUGGAGAUCAGGUUUGACGUCGGGUUGGAGAUCAGGUUUGACGUCCGGUUGGAGAUCAGGUUUGACGUCAGGUCGGAGACCAGGUUUGACGUCAGGUCGGAGAUCAGUUUUGACGUCAGGUUGGAGAUCAGGUUUGACGUCAGGUUGGAGAUCAGGUUUGACGUCGGGUUGGAGAUCAGGUUUGACGUCAAGUUCGAGAUCAGGUUUGACGUUAGGUUGGAGAUCAGGUUUGACGUCAGGUUGGAGAUCAGGUUUGACGUCGGGUUGGAGAUCAGGUUUGACGUCCGGUUGGAGAUCAGGUUUGACGUCGGGUUGGAGAUCAGGUUUGACGUCCGGUCGGAGACCAGGUUUGACGUCAGGUCGGAGAUCAGGUUUGACGUCAGGUUGGAGAUCAGGUUUGACGUCAGGUUGGAGAUCAGGUUUGACGUCCGGUUGGAGAUCAAGUUUGACGUCAGGUUGGAGAUCAGGUUUGACGUCGGGUUGGAGAUCAGGUUUGACGUUGGGUUGGAGAUCAGGUUUGACCUCAGGUUUGAGAUCAGGUUUGACGUCAAGUUCGAGAUCAGGUUUGACGUCGGGUUGGAGAUCAAGUUUGACGUCAGGUUGGAGAUCAGGUUUGACGUCAGGUUGGAGAUCAGGUUUGACCUCAGGUUGGAGAUCAGGUGUGACGUCAAGUUGGAGAUCAGGUUUGACGUCAGGUUGGAGAUCAGGUUUGACGUCAGGUUGGAGAUCAGGUUUGACGUCCGGUUGGAGGUCAAGUUUGACGUCAGGUUGGAGAUCAGGUUUGACGUCGGGUUGGAGAUCAGGUUUGACGUCAAGUUGGAGAUCAGGUUUGACGUUGGGUUGGAGAUCAGGCUUGACGUCAGGUUGGAGAUCAGGUUUGACGUUGGGUUGGAGAUCAGGUUUGACGUCAAGUUGGAGAUCAGGUUUGACGUCGGGUUGGAGAUCAGGUUAGAGAUCAGGUUUGACGUCGAGUUGGAGAUCAGGUUUGACGUUGGGUUGGAGAUCAGGUUUGACGUCAGGUUGGAGAUCAGGUUUGACGUCGGGUUGGAGAUCAGGUUUGACGUCAGGUUGGAGAUCAGGUUUGACGUCAGGUUGGAGAUCAGGUUUGACGUCGGGUUGGAGAUCAGGAUUGACGUCGGGUUGGAGAUCAGGUUUGACGUCGGCUUGGAUCAGGUUUGCGUCGGGUUGGAGAUCAGGUUUGACGUCCGGUUGGAGAUCAGGUUUGACGUCCGGUUGGAGAUCAGGUUUGACGUCCGGUUGGAGAUCAGGUUUGACGUCGGGUGGGAGAUCAGGUUUGACGUCCGGUCGGAGAUCAGGUUUGACGUCCGGUCGGAGAUCAGGUUUGACGUCAGGUUGGAGAUCAGGUUUGACGUCGGGUUGGAGAUCAGGUUUGACGUCAGGUUGGAGAUCAGGUUUGACGUCGGGUUGGAGAUCAGGUUUGACGUCAGGUUGGAGAUCAGGUUUGACGUCAGGUUGGAGAUCAGGUUUGACGUCAGGUUGGAGAUCAGGUUUGACGUCAGGUUGGAGAUCAGGUUUGACGUCAGGUUGGAGAUCAGGUUUGACGUAAGGUUGGAGAUCAGGUUUGACGAGGGCGUGCAGCGCCGUGAAGAUGCCCAGCAGGCAGAAGAGAGGGAGAGAGGGCAUGGAGGGCAGGGAGGGGCAUGGAGGGCAGGGAGGGCAGGGAGAGCACGCACUGCGGUUGUUGACAACGAGGGCGUGCAGCGCAGUGAAGAUGCCCAGCAGGCGUGGGUCGAACCGCCCGCCGAACCACGCCGACAGGGGGCUGCCGGGCGCCAUGCGGUACUCAAAGCGCUGCGCCACGCCCGCGUACUGCGGUGCCGCUGCCUGCUGCUGCAGCUCUGCUUCCACGCGCUCGAAUGUGCCCUGCAGGGGCGUCUGUGGGGCGUAUGGGCGCACAUUUUGUGGGGCUUCUUGUAUGUGAGUUUAUAA
Molecule: messenger RNA, 2496 nt
Organism: Closterium sp. Naga37s-1
Lineage: Eukaryota; Viridiplantae; Streptophyta; Zygnematophyceae; Desmidiales; Closteriaceae
Source: the annotation of a GenBank genome assembly